Messenger RNA from Thyridium curvatum, 849 nucleotides. RefSeq lists its product as uncharacterized. The transcript has a single exon. The coding region runs from base 1 to 849 and encodes 282 amino acids. Lineage: Eukaryota; Fungi; Ascomycota; Sordariomycetes; Thyridiales; Thyridiaceae. The record is from RefSeq and is a predicted model, not a curated record.
AUGACCCGUCACCACUCCACCGUCACCCGGACGGUAUCACGGUCCAGUGCAGUCUCGGAUGUCACUUACCACAGCCUUGAGCCGCCCUCGGAUCUCUCUCGGCCCACUUCUUCCGCCUACACCUUCGCCCCGCAAGAGACCUCCGAGCCCGGACCCUCAUUAUCGGAGAAGGCCCCGAUGUCUGCCCGCAUCGACCGUCGAGAUUCGGGCUACGAGUCCGUCUCCUCCGCCCGGCCCGCCAACCGCCGACGCACUUCCACCAUGUCCACCACAACCUCCAGGACCAAGUCGUCUCGCCCCUCGCCCCGCCGCGCCCACAAGUCAGGACCCGUGGCCUACGCACCUCGGACCACGGCGUCCAUGUACUCGCCACCGGCCGUGCCGCAACCCAACACCUACUAUCACUUUCCGUCCCCGGACCCUCCUUUCCACGAGGAUGACAGCGUCAGCGGCUACCGCUCCGAGCCCUCCCGCUACCGGGACUACCAUGAGCUCGCCAGCCCGCCCCGCGCCGAGGUCCCCAGCUAUCCCGUCCCGCCGCAGACGACGCACUAUUGGACCUCGGACCGUACCCGCCGCCUCGAGUACGCCGCCAUCGACGCCGCCACCCGCGGCGUCAAGGGCUGGGUCAUGCGCCACAUGGUCCCCGAGUGUUUCGUGCCCCGCGAGCGCCGACGCGUGCCCUUUGACGACGACACCGGCAGCGUGCGCCGCUACAGACUCGACCUAGACGACGGGGAGGGCUCUGCCGGGCCCGAUGAGAAGAAGGACGGCGACGUCUAUGGAGCCAAGUCCAGGAAGAAGGCCUGGUUCUUUGGCAGCGGUGGCAGCCCCUCGGCGCACUCAUAA